This is a messenger RNA of Labrus mixtus (cuckoo wrasse), 3254 nucleotides long. RefSeq names its product 2-phosphoxylose phosphatase 1 (gene pxylp1). Bases 183 to 1748 code for a protein of 521 amino acids. The transcript has 6 exons. Gene Ontology annotation, cellular component: Golgi apparatus. Gene Ontology annotation, biological process: glycosaminoglycan biosynthetic process; chondroitin sulfate proteoglycan biosynthetic process; dephosphorylation. Gene Ontology annotation, molecular function: phosphatase activity. The record is from RefSeq and is a predicted model, not a curated record. NCBI's taxonomy places the organism in Eukaryota, Metazoa, Chordata, Actinopteri, Labriformes, Labridae.
GCUUGACGCCGGUCUGUGCCGCUGUGUUGGCAGUCGGUCGUACCGGAGAGAGCGAAGCGCUGGAUUCAAGUGUUUAUAUCUCUGUUCUGUUGGCUCUGAAAUACUCCGUCCGUGCAGGCGGCAGGGAUGGGAUGUGAUCUGGAUGGCUGACGGAAAGGGACGAGGACCAAUCACAUGAUAACAUGCUUGCUCGUAACCGCUUCCUCCUCCUGGUGGUGGUGGGCGGAGCUGCGCUGGCCAUCAUCAGCCUGAGCUUGCAGUUCCUGAACCUGAUCCCCACCACUCCCGUAGAGGAGGAGCGACCCUUCCACGCUGCCGAUGGAGGUGUUGGGGUGGCUCUGGGAAAAAGCAGGAAGAGAGUUUUCCCGAUGCCUCACACCCAGGAGCCUGACCCCGUAGCCGAAGCUUACGGCUACUGCAACACUCCCAACCGCAGCGAACAGGCCUGGGAGGGUCACAGUCCAGCUGACUACAAGCUUCUGUCCGUGCAAGUGAUGAUUCGCCAUGGUGACCGUUACCCUCUCUACUCCAUCCCCAAGACCAAGCGACCCGCCAUAGACUGCACCUUGUCCAGCAGCAGGAAGCCUUCCCACCCUCUACUGAACCCCUUCAUCAGUCACAUGGGCCUGGGAGGACGUGGUCACUGGGAUUCGCCUCUGAGCUCUGUUCCCCGUCUGCCCAACCACAGUUCCUGUGAGAUGGGAGAACUCACACAGACAGGUGUUGUUCAGCAUCUACGCAAUGGGCAGCUCCUCCAACAAGCCUACAAGUGUCACAACCUCCUCCCCUCUAACUGGUCGCCCCGCCAGGUGUGGGUCGAGACCACAGGUAAGAGCCGCACCCUGCAGAGCGGACUGGCCUUCUUCUACGGAUUCCUGCCAGACUUUGAUUGGACCAAGCUGACCGUGCGGCACCAGUGGAGCACGUUGUUUUGCGGCUCAGCCUGUGACUGCCCCGCCAGGAACCGGUACCUGGAGGAGGAGCAGAGGAGGCAGUAUCGGCUGAGAGUGAGCGAUACCGAGCUGGAGAGGACUUACGUCGAGAUGGCUCGGACUUUGGGUCUGCUCACCCGCACACUCCGAGCUGCAAACCCUAUUGACUCUCUCCUGUGCCACCUGUGCCACGGCAUUCCUUUCCCGUGCGUUCCCGUGGGAGAUAGUGGUGCCAGUGGAUGUCUGACAAUGGCGCAGUUUGCAGUGAUCCGUCGACAGCAGCUCGAUGAUGAGGUGGAGCGUAGAAAAGUGGGGCUGUACCGUAAUUAUGCCAUCCUAGCCAUGUAUCCUUACCUCAACAGAACUGCCAACAAAAUGGAGCGUGUUGCUAAGGACAACGAGGCUGGUCGUCAGCCUCGUCUCGGUGGAGAGGAGGUCUUCACCCUCUCUUCAGCGCAUGAUGUCACCAUGGCUCCAUUGCUGAGCGCUCUGGGACUGGAAGAGGCCCGCUUUCCACGAUUUGCAGCGCGUGUAGUCUUCGAACUAUGGAAGAGUCCCCCGGCGACGCAAGGACAGCCGAAGAAGAAAGCCGGCAAGGGCGGGAAGUCGAAGGCGAAAGACGGGGAGCUGUUCCUCAGGGUGCUCUACAACGGCGAGGAUGUGACAUUUCACACCACCUUCUGUCGCUCCCAUGACCGCCACACAGGCCAGCCCCUCUGCCCUCUGAAGAACUUCCUGUCUUAUGUCAGGAGAGACAUGUUUAGAGUUUUCAACGCCACGUCCUACCAGGAGGCCUGCUUUAGGCGCCCUGUUUGACCGAUGGACAGAUGGUGCGGAUGGUGCCUGAGUGGAAGAGAAGACUUGGCAGAUGGUUGUUGUUUUUCUAGUUCUCACUUUUAAAGUCGGUGCACUUUUUUGUUGCUCUUACAGUUCCACAUUAUUUUUGACCACAGCCCUCUGACAUCGCUGAGCACGAGGAGAGGAGCAAACAUGCAGGACUGAAACUUUGCUGAUGUCGUCACUUUCUAACAUUUUCUACAUUUUUAAAUACGGUACUGUAAGUUUUCUAAAGCGUGUCUGUAACAGGCGAGUAGUUUAAGGGAAGCUGAAUGGCACUUAGCCACUUUAUUCAUACGUUCCAUAAACCGUGGAAAUGUAAAAAUCCAGUAUUUUCUAAAUGCUUGAAGAAACAUGGAGGUCGAUGCUGGAAACACUUUGCAGGAAGAAUCAUUCCUUGGAAAUAUAUUAAUAUAUGUCUUUUUUACUAACAUUCACACUAGUGUUGUUGUUCUCGAGACUACCUUUUGAAGGUCUCGGUCUCAGAAUCUAAAACACCGGUCUCAGACUGGGCAGACUCCAGAUUAUAAAUCAAGACCACCACUGAUCGGCUGUUUUUCCACAUCAUUACUGCGAUUAGACUGAAAACUCCUCUUUCCAAAAGAACGAAUAACUUCAAUUCAUUCAUAAUUAGAUUUUUAUCCCCCGGUUACGGCCACAACCUUCACGGUGUUAUGGCCUAAAGGCCUUUGUACACUGAGUCCGGAGGAGAGUUUCACCUGUCAAUUAAGGAGCUGCAGAAUUAUCUCGACCACUUCCAGGUGCAUUUCAGGAUGACGGUGAUCCAGUUUUAUACGCUGCUCUCUGUAACUGCACAUUAAAAAGAAGAACACAGUAUGACAGUAUGUUUGAGGUAGGGACACAGACAGCCGCACACACGCACACAUUUUCGGAACAAACUUGUUCCGAAAUAAAUAAUGACUAAGGUCAGUUUGCAAACAUGAUUGACAUAACAUGUGGUCGUAUCUAUUUCUAACAUGCAUCAAUUUCAGGCGGAAAAAAAACGACUGAGUGUGCAAUGGCCUUAAGUGAGUGACACGCCUGCUGCACACAAGAUGAUGAUUUUUCAGCGAUAUUUAUGGUCUCGGUUUCACCCUGCCUUGGUCUUGACUCAGUCCCGAUCCCUUAAUGUCUUGGCCUUGUCUCGGUCUCUGAGCACUCUGGUCUCGGGUGUGUCUUGGUCUCGGUUAGUGUGGUCUUGACUACAACACUAGUUCACAACCAGAACUUCAAUCCCUCAGCGUUUCUUUGGAUCUUAAAGUCGAUUCUUUGAGAAAUAGGCCGUCAGUUUAACUUUAAGGGAUCAUUUUAACUUUGACAUUUCAACUUCUUUUGUUUGAGUCCAAUUCUCUCUGUUCUUUGAAAAUAAUAGUUUGGGUAGUUACAGAUCAUCGGCACGUUUACAAUGACAUUCCACUUAUUGUUUGUGUUUGUAGGAAACUGAAUCUAAUAAAGGUUCGUCAUGAGCAGAAAGAUAUCAGUGCA